This is a messenger RNA of Aspergillus thermomutatus, 741 nucleotides long. Its product is annotated as spherulation-specific family 4 protein. The record is from RefSeq and is a predicted model, not a curated record. Lineage: Eukaryota; Fungi; Ascomycota; Eurotiomycetes; Eurotiales; Aspergillaceae. The transcript has 3 exons. The coding region runs from base 1 to 741 and encodes 246 amino acids.
AUGGCCCCAAAAUCAGGAGUCCUGGUACCUUUGUACAUUUAUCCCCUGUCGACGACGACCUGGGCCCCACUCUACGAGGCUAUCACAGCCCAUCCUGAUCUAGAUUUCCUGGUGGUGGUGAACCCCAACAGCGGACCGGGCGAGUUGCCUUCCCCGAACAAGGAUUAUGCCCGCGAGGUCCCCCGGCUGAACGCCUUUGCGAACGUCUACACGGUCGGCUACAUUCGCAUCCACUACUGCAGCAAGCCUCUCGAGACGGUCUACGAGGAGAUUGAUCGGUACGCCAGCUGGUCGCACUCCGAUGGCCUAGGACUGGGUGGGAUUCUCCUGGACGAGACCCCGAACCACUACUCCGAGGAGCUGGAAGCGUACCUGCUGGCUUGCACAAAGUAUAUCAAGAAUCAUCCGGGGAUCCUGCGCGAGCGAAUGGUCGUCCAUAACCCUGGAACGCCUCCCGAUGCCGGUUUGGCGGACACCUGUCCGGAUCUCAUUCUCACCUGCGAAGAGCCAUAUGCGCGAUACUGCUCGGACGAGGUGCAGCACCGUCUCGGCGAGCUGCCCUAUGAUCGAAGCCGGUGUGGGUACAUGAUCAAUGCGGUGCCUGUGAGCGAGCUGGCGGGAUUGGUGCGUGAAUUGCGCGACCGGGCGGCUUAUCUGUUUGUCACGGAGGUGCAUGGAGACUUCUAUGAGCGAUUUGGACCAACCAGUUGGGGGGAAUUGAUGCACGCGCUGGAGAGAUAA